GAAAUCGAAAUGAGAGCUCGCGAUUCUUCAGAUAAGAAUCUGUGAACACAGGGAGAAGAACCAGAAGCAGAAGAAGAAGAAGAAGAUGCCGUGCCUUAACGUUUCCACCAAUGUCAACCUCGAUGGUAUGGACACCUCCUCCGUUCUCUCCGAGGCUUCAUCCACCGUUGCCGAGAUCAUCGGCAAACCAGAGGCUUAUGUGAUGGUUGUGCUGAAGGGAUCAGUACCCAUGUCAUUUGGUGGCAGUGAGCAGCCAGCAGCUUAUGGUGAGUUGGUGUCCAUUGGUGGCCUGAACCCUGAUGUCAACAAAAAACUGAGCGCUGCAGUUUCUGAUAUUCUCGAGACCAAGUUGUCCGUGCCCAAGUCAAGAUUCUUCCUCAAAUUUUACGACACUAAGGGUUCCAACUUUGGAUGGAAUGGCUCCACUUUCUAGUUUUUCCAUUCAGCUUGCAGCUGUAAUGUCUUGAACCUCUCAACUCUUAAUAUUGUUAACACUUGCUAUUGUAUGGAGUAUUAUCUAGAUUUUCUGUGGCUUGUGGUUAUGAAUGAUGAUCAUGGGGAGAUGCUUUUUGCCUGCAGCCCUUGCUAUGAUGUAUUUGGUGAGUAAUCAACUGGGAAGAAGUUUUCAUAUAUAGAAUAUGGCCAGAUUUUUCAUUUC
Molecule: messenger RNA, 658 nt
Organism: Momordica charantia (bitter melon)
Lineage: Eukaryota; Viridiplantae; Streptophyta; Magnoliopsida; Cucurbitales; Cucurbitaceae
Product: Tautomerase/MIF superfamily protein
Molecular function (GO): phenylpyruvate tautomerase activity
Source: RefSeq, a predicted model, not a curated record